This is a messenger RNA of Epinephelus fuscoguttatus (brown-marbled grouper), 5035 nucleotides long. It is a transcript of the gene aldh18a1, whose product is annotated as aldehyde dehydrogenase 18 family, member A1. Bases 378 to 2720 code for a protein of 780 amino acids. NCBI's taxonomy places the organism in Eukaryota, Metazoa, Chordata, Actinopteri, Perciformes, Serranidae. Gene Ontology annotation, cellular component: cytoplasm; mitochondrion. The transcript is spliced from 18 exons. Gene Ontology annotation, molecular function: glutamate 5-kinase activity; ATP binding; glutamate-5-semialdehyde dehydrogenase (NADP+) activity. The record is from RefSeq and is a predicted model, not a curated record.
CACAUCCUGCCACUUCACCGCUAAUUUAUGCGGUUUUCUCUGUUUAAAAACAACAUUUUAAAGUUAGCCAAAAGUGAUAUAUAAUACUUAGUCCUUUAGUUUUAGCGGUGUUUAACGUACAGACGGUGAGGUGACGUUAGCACACGGUCGGUGUUCACUGUUUGCAAACCGCGGUGACAGUUUCAUCAGCAGCUCAGUCAGUCAGGGGAGGAGUCGUGCCCUGCAGAGUCCACCUCUGUUCAAGUAUUUGGGUGAUAAAUGGAGGAAUAACCGGUUAGAGAAGAUGAAAAAAACUCAGUAGAAGACGUUUCACGGGACAGGUGCUUCCACAGGACAAACUGUGCUGGGACUGCAGGAGGUUAAGCAUUAAAGUGACCAUGCUGCUGCACAGGCUGACCCUGUGUUCAAGGAUCCCACUGGAUCACCAGAGACACGUAUGCCGGCUGCUCACCAGACCUCUGACACAAGUUCCCCAUGGGAGGGACCACGGCAGCUCCUUCGCACACCGCGGUGAACUGCGUCAGGCCAAGAGGAUCGUAGUCAAGCUCGGCAGUGCUGUGGUCACCCGUGGAGAUGAGUGCGGUCUGGCUCUGGGGAGGCUGGCCUCCAUUGUGGAGCAGGUGGCCAUGCUGCAGAAUCAGGGCCGGGAGAUGAUGAUCGUCACCAGUGGAGCGGUGGCUUUUGGCAAGCAGAGAUUAAGACAUGAGAUCCUGCUGUCCCAGAGUGUCCGACAGGCGCUGCACUCAGGACACAAUCAGCUCAAAGACAUGUCUCUGCCGGUGCUGGAGGCCCGGGCCUGUGCUGCAGCCGGACAGAGCGGCCUGAUGGCCCUGUAUGAGGCCAUGUUCACCCAAUACAGCACUUGCACUGCACAGGUCCUGGUGACAAAUCUGGAUUUCCAUGAUGACCAAAAGAGACAGAACCUGAACAGCACGCUGCAGGAGCUGCUCCGCAUGAACAUUGUGCCCAUCAUCAACACCAAUGACGCCGUGGUGCCCCCGCCGGAGCCCAACAGCGACCUGCAGGGGGUGAUCAGCAUUAAGGACAAUGACAGUCUGGCGGCGCGGCUAGCCGUGGAGAUGAAGGCUGACCUCCUCAUCGCACUGUCUGACGUGGAAGGACUGUACAACAGCCCCCCAGGAACAGAUGACGCCAAGCUCAUUGACAUCUUCUACCCUGGAGACCAGCAGUCCAUCACCUAUGGCACAAAGUCCAGAGUGGGGAUUGGAGGCAUGGAGGCCAAGGUAAAGGCUGCCCUCUGGGCGCUACAGGGUGGCACCUCAGUGGUCAUUGCAAACGGCACCCACCCCAAAGUAACAGGUCAUGUCAUCACUGAUAUCGUGGAGGGCAAAAAGGUGGGGACCUUCUUCUCUGAGAUCAAACCUGCUGGCCCAACUGUGGAGCAUCAGACAGAAAUGGCUCGCACCUCUGGAAGAACCCUGGCCUCCCUGCACCCAGACCAGAGGAGUGAGAUCAUCUGCCAUCUAGCAGAGCUGCUGACUGAAAAGAAGGACGAGAUUCUGGCUGCCAACAAGAUGGACAUGGACCUGGCUGUAAAUGCAGGCCAUUUGCCACCAGCCAUGUUGAAACGUCUGAGCUUGUCACCUGCCAAACUCAACAGCUUGGCCGUAGGUUUGCGCCAGAUAGCCGUGGCCGCCCAGGACAGUGUGGGUCGUGUGCUGCGCAGGACCAGGGUGGCUCACAACCUGGAGCUGGAGCAGAUCACUGUGCCCAUCGGAGUUCUGCUGGUCAUCUUUGAGGCCCGGCCUGACUGCCUGCCGCAGGUGGCAGCACUGGCCAUAGCCAGUGGCAACGCCCUCCUGCUGAAGGGAGGCAAAGAGGCAGCCAACACCAACCGUGUCCUCCACCAGCUCACCCAGGAAGCCCUCUCCAUGCAUGGUGUCAGCGAGGCUGUGCAGCUGGUGAGCACUCGUGAGGAGGUGGAGGAUCUGUGCCGUCUGGACAAGAUGAUCGACUUGAUUAUCCCCCGAGGUUCGUCUCAGCUGGUGAGGAACAUUCAGCGGGCGGCCAAGGGCAUCCCGGUGCUGGGUCACAGCGAGGGUAUCUGCCACGUCUACGUCGAUGCAGAAGCCAGCGUUGACAAAGUCAUCAAAAUUGUCAGAGACUCCAAGUGCGACUACCCUGCUGCGUGUAAUGCCAUGGAAAGUCUACUGAUUCACAGGGACAUCCUCAGGACUCCACUGUUUGACCAGAUCAUUGACAUGCUGCGCACCGAACGGGUGAAGAUUCACGCAGGCCCUCGAUUCGCCUCCUACCUGACAUUCAGCCCAUCAGAGGCCAAGUCCCUGCGGGUAGAGUACGGUGACCUUGAGUGCUGCAUGGAGGUGGUGGACAGCAUGCAGGAGGCUGUGGACCAUAUUCACAAGUAUGGCAGCUCCCACACAGACGUUAUCAUCACAGAAAACGAGGAGACAGCGGAGCAGUUCCUGCAUCAGCUGGACAGCGCUUGCGUUUUCUGGAAUGCAAGCUCCCGUUUUGCUGAUGGCUACCGCUUUGGGCUGGGAGCAGAGGUAGGUAUAAGCACAGCUCGUAUCCAUGCCCGAGGCCCUGUUGGCCUGGAGGGGCUGCUCACCACCAAGUGGGUCCUGAGAGGCGACGGGCACACAGCAGCCGACUUCUCUGAGCAGGGUACCAUGAAGUACCUCCAUGAAAACCUGCCUGUCGGGCAGCCUCUCGCUGGGCAAAGGGACAGCAACUAGACCAGAGACUUUGACAACACUCACAUGGCCUUAACGUUGGUCAGUAUGGUUUACACUGCCAGCCAGCAGCUCCCCCUGGGGCCUUGUUGCAGAUAAUGGCUGAUGUCAUUGUUUUAAAGCUCUGAAGCACACAGCAUGGAGAGAGAAGCUCAGCACACCUUUUUAUCCUUUUUAUCAGCACAUUCAGAAAGUUGUCCCUGUUCAGACUUCAGACUGGUACUAAGACUUUACAGUGUUAGAAAUUCUACCUCAGCUUAUAAUUCUUUUAUAUGAGAUGGGUAAAGUCAGCCUCAUACAAGGCUGUUAAAUGAAGGCUGGGACAUGGUUUUUGACCCCAUGGGAGCUAUGUGGUACGAUACUUAUGUUGUGUAACUGGAGCUGAGAUGCUGGAGAGAUAUAGCAGGCAUCGCUAGAAAUGAAGUGAAGGUCUCCAAUCAGGUAGUUUAGCCUCUUGGGUGCGCUUGGCCUGACAGACUUUUCCGGUACACUUGAAUGGAUAGCAUUUGAUUUACAGAAUUUUAAUUCUCCAUCUUUUUUUAAAAAAUACAUUCCUACCUACGGCUGACUACAGACGCCUCAGUGAAACAAUGAGUCAUUCCUAAAAUAGAGCACCAACUAUUCCGCCUUUUAGCAAGUGCAGACCAGAGGUGGUGUUCAAACAUUCUGACAAUCCUCUCAGAGAGCUCUUAACUCAACCUAAACAUUUUGAGUAAGGAGUCCUAGCUUAGGAGUGAUUUAGGAAGGUUCUCAGAACAACUCUGAGCAAGGAAGGGAUAGAGACUUUUACCUUAGUGAAGAGGUGUGGUUGACCCGUUGCUAGGUAUGACACUUUUUUAACAGGUGUGAUUGGCUGUCACAGACACCCUUUUUUGGGCCUGCAGGGUGUGGACACCCAGUGGAAAUUAAAUGAACUGCUGACUUUGUGUUGUCAUUGUUAGUGUGUUCAAUCAAAUAUCUCAGUGUUGUCAUUUUACUAUUAUUUUACUUCUGGGGUUAUAGCGUUGGUUGGGAAAUGUGUGCGUAUCCCCAAUGAGACCGACCCUACAUAUCAUCCCUGCACAAUCUGAUCUGCAGCAUUUAAUUUACUUGCUGUCACCCAGUGUUUGAAUAAUAUUUCUCUGACGUCUUUGUGUUUCCACCAUUUUCUCCUCUGAUUAAGAAACUCUUAAGCCUCUUAAAAGUGUGAAUACAGUCCCUGAUUUUACUGUGCAUGUGCCAGCCUUCAUUUAAUAGCCUUACCCUCAUAGGCUCCUGCAGAAGGUAUUACUGUAUGUGACAAUCACAGUACUUUGGCAAUAAUGCAUUGAUUGGAGAAACUGUGAACAAGAAGGACAUUAACUAAGGUUGCUUUCGUUAAGACAAAGUGAAUACACACUAUGUAUCAUACAUGUGUCAAAGGAAACUGAAGUGCUUGAAAUAAUUUUUCAAAGUGCAAUCUCAGGACAUGAUUCUGAAAGUGGUGCUAAUUCACAGAAACAUUUCAUUUCUUUAAAAUGUCUGUGAGAAAACAGAAUAUCAAAGCAUUCUUAAUCCUCUAUACCAGUCUGCACUUACUUUGCAAAUUUAAUUGUGCGAAUAACGGUUAUUCUGUAGCCAAUAAACAGUGUUAUGAUGGGCAUAUUAUAUUUUUUCUAAAAUAUAUGUAAUUUAUUUGAAAAUAAAUCCAAAAAUAAGUCCCUGCUAUAAUUGUACAUAUAUAACAGUAAGGCCCAGUUUUAUUUUAGUUGAUUGCUUUGGCUCAUUGCCUCAUGGUUCAUUCUGACUGUACUUUAAGUGCUCUCUUUGUUCAUGUAACAUCAGUUUUUCUUGCUGUAAUUUCAGGCUGAAUUUUCCAUAUGUAAAUGUGUAGGUAUUUCAAUCAAAUAAGGUGAUAGUCCUGUUAAUUUCAGACACCACAAGUUGGCAUUUAAUAGUAGAAAAAGGAGCUUUCUCUCAGUUAAACCAAACCCUGGUGUGUUACACAUUCAGAUUUUCUCUAUUAAAAUUUAAUUACAUUAUGAGAAUUUGUGCCAUCAUGAACAUUUAUACAAAAGUAUAAGAAAUUUACCAUUUUUUAUUUAAUUGCAUUAUAGUUACAAUGCUUUUAUGCAUCCAUUUUAUUUACCAUUUUUUAUUUAUUUGAUCAUUGUUACAAGUUGUGCUCAUUUUUCCAUGCUUUGCUGCUUUCCUGCUUGUUCAUCGUGGCGCCCAGAGCCUCUGUCAGAGCGGGAACAGUAAUUGACAAGCUGCCUCCUUCAAGCUGGAGGGGAGAACGCGACUGCUUUUAAAUUAAGCUCUGUAACAUUCCAGCCUCUGAGCUCCUAUCUGAUGUCUUG